Parathielavia appendiculata is the source of this 1263-nucleotide messenger RNA. RefSeq lists its product as uncharacterized. The record is from RefSeq and is a predicted model, not a curated record. Bases 439 to 1140 code for a protein of 233 amino acids. The transcript has a single exon. NCBI's taxonomy places the organism in Eukaryota, Fungi, Ascomycota, Sordariomycetes, Sordariales, Chaetomiaceae.
AGUGUUGAUCGCCGGAAACUUGGAGGGACUGAGGCGGGAGACAGCGACAGGGGAGGGGGAGGGUCAAAAAGAGGGUGGACACUGGAAGUGGAGGGCAAAGCAACGCUGGCCGAUGCAAGCUCCUGCACCAAGCAGCUGGUCGUCCACGGGCAGCACAGGGGUGUGUGCUGGCGAUUGGUCGAGAAUGGUCUGCCCUAGCGAGGCACCAUGUGUGCUUGGCGACACGAACCUUGACCUUGUGGGUGGAUGUACCCAACAAGGAUCAAGGUUGCCGAGGGCCCGUGUAGGUGAUAGCUAGCGUUAGCGGAAGAGCCGGUUUCCCGGUUUGUCCAAGUCAAUGCCCGUUCCUACCAACAUUUCCUCCAGCCUACAAGGCUUUUAUCUGCGUAAUUGUAAUCUGUACGGAGCGUACCCCGUACAAGAAUCAGUAACAGUCUCAUGGUGACCAACACCGUGACGACGGAGCUUCGGAGCAGCAGCAAUUCUCAGCUCCCAUGGUGUCAGUCCGGCGGCUGUCACCGCUGCAGGCGCCGCCUGGAACGAUGGUGGCAGGGGAAUUUUCAAGGUCGCCAUGGCGUUUAUGUGGCGGCUGGGCGAGACCAGAGCUCGGUGGCCAUUGGACUGCCUUUUAUCGUUCAGUGUCAACUUCGAUUUGGCUUGGCUCCUCAGCAAUUGACGAGAAAACGACCGGUCGCUGCACCCAGCCAUGCAACUUUUUCGCACCAUCCCGUAGCAUGCCAUACGAUAAGUACUGUACGAUGUAUGCUGUUAUUAACAGGCACGCGAGAUUUUUGCAGACUGGAGCCGCAUCGACGGCAAGGCGUGGAGUAUUCUCAGGAUCUCUCGGGUUCCACUCUUUCCUCACUCCAGAUUGGUGCCCUGGACAUCGUCGGCAAAGUGGGGCUGCCUACACGUACGUGUAGAAGCGGGCGGGUCUGGUCCAAGGGAAAAACCAUGGCGGAACAACCGAACAAUUCCAGGCUCUUGCUCCUGCCUUACCAAUUAGCUAGGGUCUGGUGCAGCUUCUAUGUGUAUCUCACGCUGGGUUGCGAAGUCUUCGAUUCUGUAUCAUGUUGUUUACGGAUACCUGUCCCAUGUCCAAGCCAUGACUGGAAUCUGGACCGAAGGUUGACCCGAUAAGGCUCAGCGGGAAGCAGGACAAACGGAGCUGAUGAGGCUGAACCGAUGGAGAAAUGGCCGACAACGCUAUCCGUAUUGAGAUGUUUCUCAAUUUUCACAGUGGGUACAUGCGCCAGCACCAAC